Messenger RNA from Jaminaea rosea, 5190 nucleotides. RefSeq lists its product as hypothetical. The transcript has 3 exons. Lineage: Eukaryota; Fungi; Basidiomycota; Exobasidiomycetes; Microstromatales. Gene Ontology annotation, molecular function: 4-alpha-glucanotransferase activity; amylo-alpha-1,6-glucosidase activity. The record is from RefSeq and is a predicted model, not a curated record. Gene Ontology annotation, biological process: glycogen catabolic process. Bases 403 to 5097 code for a protein of 1564 amino acids.
CGCUCAAUCGAUGGACGAGGGCGAAUCCUUCGCAGCAUCUCUCCGUCCCGCACCCACGCUGUCAGGGUCUAGCGCGAAAAGAAGAGCCGCCAACCAGGGACAACGAAGGCCGCGAAGCUGACAUUUGCGCACGGGAAGGACCAGCACCAUCUCACCUUUGCCUCUCCCCAUUGACGCUCAGCCUUGCCCACUGCCGCCAACAUCAUCUCCUCAUCCUUGACUCCUACUCGCAUCGCUCUCGUCGUCGUUGUUGCCGGUGGAGCUAUCGCUUCUAGCUGGUUCAGACGUUCGCAAAGAGGCUCCUCAUCCCCGCAGCAACCACCCCUGCCGCCAAAGAGGACGUCAGAGCAACCGUGCCAACAAGCCAUCGCAGCAUCGCCAGAAGAGCCGCCAGCCACCGCCAUGUCCCCAGCUACCGCGAGACCCGCUCGUGGCGAGCCGAUCGAGGUCUACGAGGUCAAGCUCGAGUACGAUGGCAGCCCGUCCAAGGAGAAGAGUUACAUUCGUCUGCCUGCUCCUGUCAAGCCCCACGUACUGCGCUUCGCCUUCGACGCAGGCACUGUAGCCUCAAAGAACGGCGUGCUGUGGACUAACUUCCCUCCUGAGGGAAAGGAGUUUCGUCGUGACCAUUUCUACGAGCACAGACUCCCGAGCGACUUCAGCAAGGCAAGUCACAUCGACCUCUACGUGACCUCCGCCGGCGCAUUCGAGUUUUACGUAGAGCAUGAUGCAGCCGAGGAGGAGUUGCCGUACCCGACGCCCUCGCAGCCUUUGGGCUCGGCUCAGUCCGAGCGCAAGCGCGUCCAGUCAAAGCACGGCUACUUCAACGUUGAUCCCGUUCUCACUUUUCCGCCUCGCACUCGCAUCCUGGACCCCAAGACGGGGCAGCCAUCCGCCGAUGGAGGCAAGGUGUUAGCUGGCAAGGAAGGCGUCCUCAGCCAGACGGCCAUUACUGCCCUCUCGUUCUUCGCCAAGUGGGCUGGUCCUCUGAGUCAAUGGGCUCCUCACCUCGACGUCGCCUCCAAGGCUGGCUACAACAUGAUCCACUACACCCCCCUGCAAGUGCGUGGCACCUCUAACUCACCGUAUUCCAUCGGCGACCAGCUCGACUUCUCGCACGAAAUGUUCGAUGACAAGGCUGGCAAGAGCUCCACGCCUGCCGAGAGAGCAGACACGCUCAAAGCUUGGCUUGGAAAGAUCAAGCGCGAGUACGGCAUGCUCAGCCUUAUGGAUGUUGUGCUUAAUCACACGGCCCACUCGAGCGCCUGGCUCAACGAUCACCCCGAGGCAGGCUACAGCCCGCACAACUCGCCGCACCUCACGCCAGCCGAGGAGCUCGAUCGUGCUCUCAUCGAUUUCUCAAACAAUCUUGCGUCUCUUGGACUGCCUGACGACCCGAAGUCGCCUACUGAUGUCCAGAAGAUUAUGGACGGCGUCAAGAGCAAGGUCCUCGACAAGCUUCAGCUCUGGCAGUACUACGUCAUCGACGCGAAGGCGGUCAAGGAGGCCGUCGCAGCAGGAUGGGACGCCGAGUCGGAAGGUCAGGCCAAUGGCAACAGCGCCAAGUCGACUCAAUCGCUUGCUAAGCAGCUCGAGGAGAAGGCGCUGCAGAACAAGUUGCACUUCGGAGAGCGCUACAUCACCACCCUCGACGUACUUACGACAGUCGCCAUCUUGCGCUCUCAAUUCGGCUCCAAGGACGCCGCGUUGGACGCUUUGAGCAAAGCGGUAGACGAGCUCAACGCUCCUCUAUAUGCCACGUACGACGAUGAUCUGAAAGCCAUCGUGGCGAACCUCUCAGGAAGACUGACCUACAUGCGCCUUGAAGAGGGCGGCCCAAAGAUGGGGCCCAUCACCAAGGACAAGCCCUUCUGCGAGCCCUACUUUACCCGUCUUGCUCCGAACAACAAGCACCAUCCCAAGGCAAUAGCCGUCGCAAACAAUGGCUGGAUCUGGGCUGCCGAUCCGCUCAUGGACUUUGCCUCGUCCAAGUCCCGCGUCUACCUCCGCCGCGAGGUCAUUGCGUGGGGCGACACGGUCAAGCUGCGCUAUGGCUCGGAACCAAAGGACUCACCUUGGCUUUGGAAGCAUAUGGAGGAGUACGUCGCCCUGAGCGCCGAAAUGUGCGACGCAUUCCGCAUCGACAAUUGCCACUCCACUCCUGUCCACGUGGGCGAGUACUUCCUCGACGUAGCGAGAAGGCACAACCCCAAUCUGUACGUUUGUGCCGAGCUCUUCACCGGAUCAGAGGAGAUGGACGUCUACUUUGUCUCCCGGCUGGGACUCAAUGCACUGAUUCGGGAGAUGGAAAAUGGGCACGACCCGAAAGAGGAAUCGCGUCUGUUGUACCGUUUUGGCGUGAACAAGCCAAUCGGUAGCAUGGACAAGGACUGUCUCUCCAAGUCUGGCUCCGUUUUGCUGCCUGGCAGCAACUCACCGACCCCAGCUACCGUCGUGCCGCACCCAGGCUCAUCCCCUGAUGCUCUCUUCAUGGACGUCACGCACGACAACGAGACUCCGACGAAGAAGCGCACAACGGAGGACAUCAUUACCAUGGGGGCUCUCGUUGCCUUCUCGUGGUCUGCGACUGGCUCGACCAAGGGUGUCGACGAGCUGUACCCUGACCUGCUUGAUCUCGUUAACGAGAAGCGCAUGUAUGAGGUCUAUGAUGGGCCUGAACAGCGCGGGAUUGGUUAUGUGAAGCGAAUUGUCAACGCGCUGCAUCGCGAGAUGGUUGAAGACGGGUUCGAGGAGGGGCACGUCCAUCAAGAGGGCGACUAUAUCAUGUUCCAUCGAGUCCAUCCCAAGACACACAAGGGCUAUCUCUGCAUUGCGCACACCGCCUUCAACAACCGAGGCAAGGCUCGGGGCCACGUCGCUCCCAUCCGUCUUGACCGCACCAAGGUUCAGUACAUCACCGGCAAGACGCUUGAAAUCACCGAUCGCAACGCAUCCAAGGACGCAAAGACUCUCAAAGGCUUUGCCAGCCAGCUGGUUGACGUACCCGCGCCUGAGGUUACCGAGGGCCGUAAAAUCGACGGCGACUUCUACUCGGAGAUCAACGUACCUCAAGAGUUCCCUCCCGGUUCGAUCAUGCUUUUCGCCAGCGCAAUGGAAGGCUUGGCCUCAGACCUCGACGAGCUGUGUCGCUCUGGCGCAAAGGAGGCUUUCGCCGAGCUCGACCUUAUUGACCUCAACGUCGUUCUGCACCGCGCCGAUGGCGAGGAGAAGGACAGCACGGAAGGACAAGACGGUGUGUACAAAAUCCCGGGUCACGAAGAGCUGGUCUAUUGUGGCUUGGAGGGCUGGAUGCACCCUCUUCGCCAGGUGAUGAAGCACAAUGAUCUCGGACAUCCUCUGUGCGCCCACCUUCGAGACGGCACUUGGGCCCUCGACUACGUGCAUGGUCGUCUUGAGAAGCAGCUAGCCAUGUUCCCCCGCCUGACCAAGCCGGCGCAGUGGCUCAAGGAGCGCUUCGACCAAAUCAAGAGUACUGUGCCCUCGUUCAUGAGACCCAAGUACUUUGCACUCACCGUGACCACAGCCUAUGACGCUGCGGUUGCGCGAGCUAUCGAGCACAUGAGUCCCUUCAUUCGAGAGGGCCACCCCUUCAUUCACUCACUGGCACACUGCGCGGUCCAAAUGAACGGUGAAGUCAAGUCAGCAAGCCUUUGGCACGACAGACCGAGCGCCUCAAUGGCUGCUGGUCUGCCUCACUUUGCCGCCUCGUGGGCAAGAUUGUGGGGUCGUGAUGUAUUCAUCUCGCUGAGGGGGCUUUACUUGACGACGGCGAUGCAUCAGUAUGCGCGCGAGCACAUCUUGAGCUUUGGAUGCACGCUCAAGCACGGCUUGAUUCCUAACUUGCUCAACUCGACGACCAAUCCCAGGUACAAUUGCCGUGAUGGCCCAUGGUUCUUCGCUCAAAAUGUCCAAGACUAUGUCAAGAUGGUGCCCGGCGGCGAGUCCAUCCUCCAGGAGAAGGUCAAGCGUCGCUUCCCGCUCAAUGACGAAUGGGUGCCCGUCGACUCUCCCAAGGCAUUUUCUCACGAGAGCACUGUGGCUGAGCUGAUCGAGGAAAUACUCCAACGCCACGCCUCUGGUAUCCAUUUCCGCGAGCACGACGCCGGACCAAAGAUCGAUGAGCACAUGAAGGACGAAGGCUUCAACAUCGACAUUGAUCCUGAUUGGUCGACGGGGAUGAUCUUCGGUGGCAAUGCAUGGAACUGCGGUACCUGGCAGGACAAGAAUGGGUCUAGCACCAAGGCUGGAAAUCGUGGUCACCCAGGCUCGCCGAGGGAUGGAGCCGCCAUUGAGAUCACUGCCUUGCUCAAGAGCACCCUCACCUGGGUCGACUCGCUGCGCAAGCGUGGCCUCUGGCUACAAGGCAAGGAUGGGGUCACGGCGAUGAUUGGCGGGAAGAAGACGUUGGUCAGCUACGCAGAUUGGGCAGAACUGAUCCAGCGAUCAUUUGAGAGGUGCUACUGGGUUCCCCUCGACUCAGCACAGGACGGAAGCUUCCGGGUGGACCCUGGGCUCAUCAACCGCCGAGGUAUCUACAAGGAUGUCUUUGGUUCGGGCAAGGGGAGGGAAUGGUCCGACUAUCAGUUCAGGUCCAAUUUCCCCAUCGCUAUGUGCGUUGCUCCGGAGCUCUUCGACAAGGAGCAUGCACAAAUCGCCCUGCAGGCUGCACACAAUGUCCUCAAGGGGCCGCUGGGCAUGCGUACCCUCGACCCAAGCGACAUGAACUAUCGUGGAGACUACGACAACGCGAAUGACUCGACGGACUUCCAUCUCGCUCAGGGCUGGAACUACCACAACGGCCCUGAGUGGGUGUUCCCCACUGGGUUCUUCCUUCGAGCUUGGGUCUUGUUCCACGGGAAAGAGGAGGGAGACGAGGCAUAUCACCAUGUCUCGUCUUUGCUCGUUGAGCACACGAAGCAUAUCGCUUCGAGCCCUUGGGCUGGUCUGCCCGAGUUGACCAACUCCAACGGGCAGUAUUGCAGAGAUUCGUGUGCGACGCAGGCUUGGAGCGCGAGUACUAUCCUCGAUGCGCUGUACGAGAUUUGGGAGCAGCGAGGGGGCGGGGGCAACAAGUGAGACGAGUAGACGUGAUAGAGAAAAGCGUCGAGGCGAGACUGCGCGAAUAGUGUUACAUUUGAAAUCUGAAGCAACGUUUACAAUUGCUCAUCC